Messenger RNA from Colletotrichum aenigma, 1293 nucleotides. RefSeq lists its product as uncharacterized. The record is from RefSeq and is a predicted model, not a curated record. NCBI's taxonomy places the organism in Eukaryota, Fungi, Ascomycota, Sordariomycetes, Glomerellales, Glomerellaceae. The transcript is spliced from 2 exons. Bases 1 to 1293 code for a protein of 430 amino acids.
AUGCUGCCGGGGUUGAUGACAUCGCUGAGGACACACGUCGCCAACCACCGCGCACACCUGUCUAAGAGCCAUCUGAAGGACAUCAUCGUUCAGCUCAGCUUGGCCAUUGUUGAAGUGGGAAUGAUCACGCUCGCCGUACCGAUGUUUAUGAUUCUCCCGGGGAUUCUCUUCGCGGCAUGGCUGGCGUUGUCCAUGAGCUUGGUUUUGGCUCUCAGCUGGCUGAUGAACGGGAGCAACAUCAUUGUCAACUGCGACGAGUUCGGCAACAGCACAUCAGAGGCAGAGGAAGACGAAGAGAAAUGGAUCUUCAUCGGCGGCAUGGGAACAAGCUCGACACACCUCUCUCAAUGCACUCUCCCCCGCCUAGCCCGCCUCUUUGGCAAGUCCUUCAGCGGCAUCCAGAUGGCCACAUACGGCCUCCCCUUCGACAUGCUCCUCCUCGCCAUACAACGCUGCUUCCCCUUCCAGACCCAAGCCUCGCGAGCGCUCUACUCCGAACUGCGCACCGCCCUCCUCGACGCCGCCGUCACCCGAGUCGCCGUCCUCGCCCACAACAACGGCACCCUCCCCACCGCCCUCGUCCUCGCCCGCCUCUGCGCCGACAUCCAGCCCGAGAAGCUCAACAAGCUCGAGAUCUACACCUUCGGCGCCGCCGCCUCAGAAUUCGUCGUGCCCCUCGGCGACAGCCGCAAGUCCCGCUUCGAGGAGGCCGUCAUCGACGAGCGCGGCCCGCACAUUGAGCACUUCGCCUACGCCAACGACCCCUUCGCGCAGAUGGGCGUCCUGCGCGCCGUCAACAAGAAGUUCGACGGCCGCUUCUGCGGCGGCGUCUACAUCAUCCACAACCAGAUCCCCCAGCCCUCGGGCCACUGGGUGCCCGACCAGCGCCCCGUCAUGCUGCUGACCGACUACCUCUCCGCCCUCUUCCCGGACCCGUCGUCCCCGUCCGCGCCCAGCAGUCUGCUUGACUACGUCAUGGUCAUCGACCGCGAUAUCGCCGAGCGACGUGAGCUCGCUGCCAUGGCUAAUCAUGCACAGACGAAGCGGACGCGGAAGGACAACCGGCGCCUCAGCUGGACCGCUCUCGGGGCCACCGUCGGCGGGAAGAAUGGUCUGCUGGACGGCGGCGUGAUCGGUCUUGAGCUGGCGCGGAAGGGAUGCCGUGACUGUGACGGCCACCGAGGACGCGAGGUCAGCUGGCUUCACAGGUACGUGCAGACCGGCUGGGUCGUGGAGAAGAAGGACUCGAACCCAGUCGCCGACGCGAUGGGGAUACUCUGCGGUCAUCAAUGA